This is a messenger RNA of Durusdinium trenchii, 3442 nucleotides long. The record is from the annotation of a GenBank genome assembly. NCBI's taxonomy places the organism in Eukaryota, Dinophyceae, Suessiales, Symbiodiniaceae.
CGGUGAACGGUGACUGAACUGCCAAUGUCGAGCCCGCGCACAGCCGCCAAAUCGGAUGAAGACGAUGGGAGCGGUGUGUGUCGAUCCAUGUUCUGUCCAAAGAGGUAUCCUGACUCCGUCGCACCAGAGUACCGAUGGUUUCAGACCUGGGACACAAUCCAGCAAAUGACGAAACUGGUGAAUCACCACUUUGGUGAGUUGGCCUGGUUCGCCUUUCACGGCGUCGGGGAUCCCCAUGCGUCGGUCUCCCGCGCGGUCUUGUUCACGUUGAGUCGCCAGCUCUUCGGGCACAAGGUGUCAGUUUUGGGCACCACGCCCACAGCUGGUCUAUGGUUUGCCGCCUACGUGAAGACCUUCCGGACUUUGGGCGGGACGCUGGAAGCCUUGGCCACCAUGACCGAGAUCUUCGCUUUUCAGAUCAACAGCAUUUUGCUUCUUUGGGCAGCAGGGAUGUUAGGAGCCAUGGCUGAAGCAAUGAACAGCGCGACACGCUCCUGCAUUCUGCAGCAUUUUUCGAAGGAGAAGAAUAAUCACGACGUCACCUUGAAGGAGAACAAUCAGGACAACGCAGGGAGUACCAUUGGUGUCUUGGGAGGUUUGAUUGUGGUCGCGUCCAUCAACCGAGCUGGUGGGUUCAAUGAUCAAACCCUCACAGGGUGUUGCAUCGUUUGCUUCUGCCUGUGUAUGGUCCAUGUGUGGACAAACCUCGCGUCCUCUUUGGUGCUGAAGAUCCCACCGGGAACCUUCUUCUUGAGACACUGCAAGACGAGGAGGUAUGUGAUUGUGACCUCGGGCAACUCCUUGGCAGCUGCAGCUGACACUCUGGCGGAUGAGAGGGUGGAGAUCUUCAAGCUCCCUUCCGAUCAGAUUUUUGGCAAAGCAUUGAUGAGUACCAAUGAAGUUUGGUUCGAUCAGGAUGGACAAGCGGCAGCUGACCCCUGUGCCGCCCAGCUGGACGAAGAUGGGCAAAGCAUCGUCCUUCGUGGGGAGAAGUAUCAGCUGGAGGCCUGCACGUCGCUACGCAGCUCUAAAUCUGCCUCGACCCUUUUCUUCCCACCAGGCUGGCCGGUCACCAUGCCCAAGGGCUUUGACGCCUUUGCUGCUUAUGACCUCAUUGGGGGCAUCACUUCGACGCCCAGGAAGCUUUUGCAUGUUUUCAUUUACUGGAAGUAUGUAGCUGGUGUAGGCGAUGCUUCCAAGGGUCCAGCCUACGCCUGCUUGCUGGGGCUGUUUGGAACCAGCAUUGGUUUGGUCUCUGGCCUCAUUAGCGGCGUGCCGAUCUUGGCUGAGAACUAUGAUCACAGGUGGCUCAUACCGUCCUACAUCCUGACCAUGAUUGCGGAAGCCUCCAACAUGAUUGCAAUGGUCUUUCCAUUGAAGUGGUAUUUGCUGAUCAAUGCGCUCGGGAUCCCUUUGGCCAGCCUUUCAAACAUCAUCCGAAAGGCCGUCUAUGCAGAGGUCGACCGGCGUUGGGCGAGCCAUCCUUCAGUGGAGCUGAUUCACUUGAAUCUGUGCAAGCGAAAUCGUGCGACGAUUCUGAACCUGCUCACCAGCAUCCUUUGUGUUUGGUAUUCGCUCCACUUGGUGAACUCCAGCAUUCAUCCGAGUCUCCAAGGCAUCUUCGCAGUUUAUGUCAUGCUGCUUCUCUUCGACUUCGCUGCGAACUUCCAGAAGAGCAAGAUUGCCUCAGAGCUGCUGCAGAAUCAGAACAGCUACGACUACGAGCUGACAGAGAUGGAUCAUGAGCCAUACCAACCGCAGAGGAGACUUGGUGAGCAACAUGGCCCUGGCCUAAGCUUUUCCAUGAAGAAGUUUGGGAUGACGCUCUUCCUGGUCAUGGGAGAAGCAGCUGUCUAUGCCGGACUGGUGACAACCUUGUCUGGGAACACCAAUCAGCUGGAGCCCUGCACUGAAAGGUGUUUACAGUUCAAGCUGAUCAGCGAUCAGUCGUCCAUUCCUGGCACGGGCAUGUUCCCCUUUCCAGUGCGGAAUGGCCUGGAUCAUCAGCAGCUGAAAGACACUUGUCAAGACUUUGGGGGCCUCAACUGCGAGUUGCUGACGGCGUCCUGCAGUGCGUCGGUAUGUGAAGAGCGCCGCGUACGGCGGAUGGUGGAAGAUCGGUUGAGUGGCUCCAAGUCCAAGACGAGCUUCGUGGUGUCGAUCGGUGUCUAUUCAGUCUUGAACUUGAUGCAUGACGUCGGAUUGCAAGCCCGGUGCUUGGGCCCCAACGAUGCUGUGAUGCUUCAAAUCCUCGCCACCCUUUGCUUGGCAGUGAUGGCGGCCUCUGCCCUCAUGUGGGCCUCUGGCGCCAUGGAGCUCUUCUUCAGCCCAGUGCCAGUGGACAGCUGUGGUUGCUAUUUCCGCAUGGCGGAUGUACCCUCGAUCGUGGCCCUGGUGUUGCCGCUGAACCUGGUGAUUCGUCUCCAAGGCAACGUGAAACAGGCGAUGUAUGCUGCGAUCAUCGAAUCCAGCUGCCUGCGGACUGUUGUCUUCGCUUUGCCAUACCACUUCAUUCGCAACUCGAAGAUCCACAGUGAAGAAAGCUUGAGCCAGGGGAGCCUUUUGGGUGUCGAAGGCCUAGGACGAGGCACGGGCUCCUCGGAGCCUAUGCCGCGUCUCUUCGAUCGCUUCACGCGACGGGAAAGUGUGAAGCACUGGGCGCAAUGGCUGCCCUUUCUAGCAGUAGGGAUUGUGAUCCUUCCCCUGCUGUUGUCCAGCAGCUUCAUCAUCUAUCGCGUGGUGGACCUAGUUCUGUCUUGGUUAGAGGCUUCCUUGUCGAAGUUCGUGACAAUAGAUCGAAGUUGCGGCACGAUCGCUCUCUUUGGCGUUUACAGCAUGAUCCUCAUGCAGACCUUGCUGGUCGGCUACUUCCUUUCUGGGCUACACACACUGUAUUUCGUGUUGUCCAUGCAGCUGGGCAAAUGGCCAGCCGAUCCGCAGCUUCUGGCACGUCUCCCUGAGGCCAAGCCGGAACUCCGCUGGGCCUUGCGCCUGGCGCGGCGGGCCACAACGCGCUAGGACGCGAGGCUCAAGUCACCGCUCUUGUUGGCAAGCGAAUGUGGCGACUGGCCGCUGCUUGUCGGGUGAUUUGGAGUGCUUCAGGAGCGACGCAGGCGAUAGAUGUCACAUGUACAGGUCUUGAUCUUCCUCGUGCGAACAGGUUGUGACAGCUAUAGAAUUUGCUGACCACUUUUCUUUGCCGUCAGGCCAGCCAGUCCAAAGUUGACUAAGACAUACUAGGACUUGUUUCUUGAAUCAGCUUGAGCUCUUCACCCAAAUUUGGCUGAGGGUCAGGCAGAUGGGUUUCCACCCCAAAGAGCCUCACAGAAAGACUUUGUGAGAAUGGGUGGCCAGGUUUAUGCCCGGCCCGAUCUAGGUGCUAAUGAACGCGUGUCGGCAGGGCAGAGGUUUUGUUUGCCUUGACGAGUGGCGCGCGUGAAAA